Messenger RNA from Pseudomyrmex gracilis, 2930 nucleotides. RefSeq names its product conserved oligomeric Golgi complex subunit 1 (gene Cog1). The record is from RefSeq and is a predicted model, not a curated record. The transcript is spliced from 9 exons. Gene Ontology annotation, biological process: intra-Golgi vesicle-mediated transport. The coding region runs from base 101 to 2824 and encodes 907 amino acids. Gene Ontology annotation, cellular component: Golgi apparatus; COG complex. NCBI's taxonomy places the organism in Eukaryota, Metazoa, Arthropoda, Insecta, Hymenoptera, Formicidae.
AUCGUCAUAUGGUAAAGCAGCGACAGGUUUGACACUCUAACCUAUGAUGUGAUAUUUGGCUACGUGGAUUUUCCAAGGGAAGAAUUUAAAUUUGUCAAAAAUGACAACAACAAAUUAUCUGGAUUUAGAUAUAAAUAAAUUAUUCGAGCAACAUACCAUUAAGGAGAUCGAAGAGAUUCAAAAAAAAAUUCAAUUGGAGAGUGACAGGAAAAAAAUAGAAUUGAGAACACUAGUUGGAGAAAGAUACCGGGAUUUGAUAUUAGCAGCUGACACGAUUGGAAAAAUGAAGAUAACGUCUGAGCAAGUUGUUACAAGAAUUGCCAAAAUAGAAGAUAAAUUUAGAGAAUUGCAGAAGAAAUAUCUUAUUGGUUUUAAGACAGAGCCAAUUGAAAAUAAAUUGGACAGGAGACAGCAUGUUCUGGAUUCUAUUGUCAUCCAAAUCAAAAUUUUAAUGGACAUUCCUCAAUACAUUUGGACAAGCAUUGAGAAUCAGAAUUUGUUAUUUGCUACGCAAUUGUAUAUAAUAGCGCAACACAUAAAUUAUAGUUUAAUAUUUGAAGUAGGCAGCACAGAGCUGUCACGAAAGUAUCCAAUUGUCUCAAAACAGUGGGAUGUAAUUUCUCAGUUUAAGAGUAUUAUAUCCAAUGAGUGCAACAGGAUACUACAGUCAUUAGAUGUUUCAAUUACAAAUGCUGCCAAUUGCUUAGCAUCUCUUGUAUUCUUAAAUGAAUCGUCAUUUGAGGAUCUCUUAGACAAAUUGAUAUCAACCAGGAGUUACGCUAUUGAGUCUAUUAUUAAAGAGGAAAGUCAUGAUAGUGUCAAAAUUAAGUUAAAAUUAUGUAUAACAUUACUUAUACAAACUGUAUACUUAAUAUAUUCAUGCUUUAUAUAUGCGGAUAAUGCAACAAAUGGUCUAGUCUUACAGUUUAUAACCGACAUAAAGGAUCAAGAAGCAUAUUGCUUGCUGUUGCAACUUGAUACAAAUCGAGAUUUACUUGAUGAAUUUUUGCCGCCUGUUACCAAAAAGCAUAAACCGUUUGUUCAAGAUGUACCAAACACCUUUCCGUUAUCAGUUCUCCAAGACAAAGUUAAAUCUUGGUUGGAAUGGGUCAGUGAUUUUUCUAAUCGCGAAGUCGCGAAAUUGUUGGAUUUAAUCAUCUCUAUCAAAGGCCUGUACAACGUUCGAGAAGAAGCUAUAAGAGUGAAUCUACCUGAAAAUUGGAAUUCCAUAUGGGAGGAGCUAUCUUUACCGAGAAUAAGCUUUUGGACGGAAUUCUUUCAGCCUAUUAUAACGAAACGAGCAAAAUGUAUUAUAACGGAUAAAUGGACGGAUGCAUUAGGCGAUUUGAAGUCUAAUAUAAUAGACUUGCUUGACAAAGUAGCGCAUGAUAAAUUCGAAUUUCCGGAACACGAUUUGCGAUGGUUCGUGUGGAAAGAUUCUCCCACCGAUAUCCCACAGAAGCUCACGAAGAACGGCGGACUGGAUAAUAAGAGAUCUCUGCUAAUGAAAGCUAAAGGAUAUUCGCCGAACAUAAUCAAAUUGUGCGAAAAAUUCGACGAAAGUUUGUACACAUUAUUGUCCGAUCUCGAGUAUUAUUUGUACGAGACCGAGCGAGUAAUAUCGGUUAAGGACGACUUAAUUUCGGCGAAUAUAUCUCUGAUCGCGAAUUCGUUCUCCGAUCGCAAUGAAGUUCAAGAACAUCUGCAAGUAAUUAGCACCGAGAGACUCGAAGAUCUUGUUCAAUUCAUAAAGAGCGCGUGUGUUAACGAGAAACCCGAACACGGCCAACGCGAUAUAAACGCCAUAGUACUGGCUAGAUUUCUCUUCGCGCUAAUCACUUUGUGCUCGAAUUUGAAUAAAUGUUUCACAUUGUCGAAAGUGUCCGGAAUCAUCAUUACGAAUGCCAAGUGGCAGGCUGUUUGUGAUAAUCUCAGAGAAGAAAGUGUUUGCUUGUGGUCCGUUUGGGCCGAUGUAUAUAAGACUAAAAUAUCCGAACACAUGAAGAAGUACAUAUUGAGAGAGCCGAUCGAUGGAUUGCGCAUUCAUUGGAUUGUCUCGGAGUGGGAAAAGGUUACAAUCGAUGAAGAAUCGGGAGACGGAAAGCGAAUAAAAUCUGAAAUUUUGGUGCCGUAUCAAUUGUCGAUACCUUUACAGAAAUUUUUAACAGCUAUCUGCAAGGAUUUGAACAAAAUUAUACCUCAUACGCUUCCAAAGAGAGUGCUGCAGCAAAUUAUCGAAAACAUUAUCACGGAACUGUUCAAUUAUUAUCUCAACGUGUGCAAAACCUUAGAUAUCAGGCAGAAGCAGGCGUUUCAAGUGCUGUACGAUGUUAAAUAUUGCACGUUGCUCAUGGUGCCUCGCGAAAACAAGAUUCUCAACGACCUGUCAGCCAAAACGUGCGAUGCUAUACUCGCGAAGAUAGAUCCGUUCGAUUACGACGUUUUUAAUCCGUUCAUUCAUACGAACGUCAAAAAAUCCGUUCAGAGAUCUUUGUUGAUAUUUGGAAACUUAAUACCUCACUUGGAACAAUUGCACUCGAUUUUGGGAGCGCGCAAUGAACACGCGAGCAACGAUAGUGCGAAAAUCGAGCCUCCGGCUGUGCUCGCGGUCUGCACAGGUGCACCUUGGUUCCCACCCUUAACUGUGACCGCUCCUACGAGAACUUUACCGAUUUUGUCAGUGCCAAUACCAGACAAAACACAGCGCAAGAAAGUGACAACGAAAGAGAAUACGAAAACUGAUUCUACUAGUGCAACAAUAAAAUCCGGAGCAGCCGCGUUUUUCGGCGCGAUGGGAUCGGAUUGGUUCGGCAGUGGCAGUUAACUAAUUUUUGUUAAUUAUUCUCACAUUGUUGUGAACGAUGAUUGUAAAUAUCAUUAUACAUAUAUAUAUUAUACAUUGUGUAAAUAAUAUGUCAAUAGAAAAUUAU